This is a messenger RNA of Amphiprion ocellaris (clown anemonefish), 3398 nucleotides long. It is a transcript of the gene s1pr4, whose product is annotated as sphingosine-1-phosphate receptor 4. The transcript has 2 exons. The coding region runs from base 187 to 1404 and encodes 405 amino acids. Gene Ontology annotation, molecular function: sphingosine-1-phosphate receptor activity. NCBI's taxonomy places the organism in Eukaryota, Metazoa, Chordata, Actinopteri, Pomacentridae. The record is from RefSeq and is a predicted model, not a curated record. Gene Ontology annotation, cellular component: membrane. Gene Ontology annotation, biological process: G protein-coupled receptor signaling pathway.
AAAAUCUGUCGUCAGAUCACACACUCAGCAUCAGCAGCAGCAGCCACAGUGUGUGUUGCUGCAGGUAAGGAGCUCCAGAGGUUAGAGUGUCUGGUAGCCUGUUGGACUACAGGAGUUCCACACUAAUUCCUGAGCAGCUCAGAACCGGCAGAACUUCUCCUCAUCUUUGCCCCGUCCAGCUCCGUCAUGAACAUCUUCUCCUCCUCCUGCCCUCACCUGUACCAUGGUUACCCUGGCAACGCCUCCAAUGGCUCCGCCCCCUCCGCCGGCAUCAGCCACGUGAUCCUCCGCCACUACAACCACACGGGCCGCCUGCAGAACCGGACCGUGUCCAGCAGCCAGACCCGGCUCAGCGCCUCCAUGGCCGUCUUCCUGUUCUUCAGCGUCCUCAUCAUCCUGGAGAACCUGCUGGUGCUGGUCGCCGUCGUCUCCCGCAUCCGCCGGCGCCCCCGCUGGGUCUACGUCUGCAUCGCCAACAUCACGCUGAGCGACCUGCUCACCGGCGCCGCCUACCUGGUCAACAUCUGCAUGUCGGGCAGCCAGACAUUCCACCUCAGCCCGGCCCUGUGGCUCUUCCGGGAGGGGAUGCUGUUCGUGGCGCUGGCAGCCUCCAUCUUCAGCCUGCUGCUGAUCGCUGUGGAGCGCUACACCACCAUGAUGAAGCCGCUGACCCAGAAGCCCACCAGAACCUCCUACUACCGGAUCUACGGCCUGGUGGUGCUCUGCUGGCUGCUGGCACUGGUCAUCGGCUUCCUGCCCCUGCUGGGCUGGAACUGCAUGUGCAGCCUGGACGAGUGCUCCACCCUCCUCCCGCUCUACUCCAAGACCUACAUCUUCUUCUCGCUCAUCAUCUUCUUCCUCAUCCUGCUGGCCAUCGGCAUCCUUUAUGGCGCCAUCUACUGCCACGUGCACCGCAGCGCUCGGGUCGGACCUCAGCGGAGCCGCAAGCGCUCAUUGGCCCUGCUGAAGACCGUCAUCACCAUCGUGGGCGUCUUCAUGCUCUGCUGGGGGCCGCUCUUCCUGCUGCUCAUGGUGGACUUCUUCUGCGCGUCCCGUCAGUGCGCUCUGCUCUUCAGCGCCGACUUCUGCAUCUCCCUCGCCGUCCUCAACUCCGGCCUGAACCCCGUCAUCUACGGCCUGGGCAGCAGCGACAUGAGGAAGGCCAUCGCCGAGCUGCUGUGCUGCUGCUGCCUGAAGGCCGGACUGUGCCACCCGGACACCUUCACCUCCAAGGAGACCAGCAGCACCUCGGAGAACCGUAGGGACAGUCUGAGGAACAGCUUCAGCAAGAUCAGGAACCACAGCGUGGCCUCCCCGCCCUCCACCCCCAGCAAGCCCCGCAGAGCCACCAGGAAGUCCCGGCUGAGCACCACCACCAGCUGCCUGUCGGUUUCCAGCGGUUAAACCACAAGCUGCUCCCCUCCCGACCCACAUCUAACCGUUUUCUCUGAAGGCUCUCAGCCCUGCACACUGUAAGAAAACCUGCUUGAAAUCCUUAAUUCUGCAACAUCCCAAAAAGAACAGACGUUUGUGCAUCAGAGGAUGUUGUGGAGACGCUUAAGACUGGAAUGAAGCUGAUAAAAGUUAAAUAUGCAAAAUAUCAGGGAAAAACGGGUUCAGAUUCAUAAAGAAGAAGCUGCAUGGGUACAGAGUUUAGUAAAGUUUAAUCCUGAGCUGAAGCUGACUUUCGAAAUAAAAACAAGGAAAACAAAAAAAAGGUAAAAAUCCGCCAGAAAGGGUGCCAGAAAAAUGUUGAAAAAAAAAUUUAAAAAAUAAUAAAAUAAUAUCAAAAAAAGCUUUAAAACAAACUGUGAAAAUACCAGCAAAAUGUAACAGUGAUAUCUUUAACAGCUUUAAAUACAGAAAAAAUGGUGUCAUUUUAUAGUUGCAUGUUGUACAAAACAAAUUUUUAUUUGUAAAAUACAGACUCUUUGAUGUGGAUGUUAUUUACAGUUUGGGCCUGAUUUUUAUUAUUUUAUAUACAUGCAUAUAUAUAUAUAUACAUACAUAUGUAUGUAUGUAUAGUGAACAUGCACAUUUAAAUAUUUUAUUUCUGUGUUUAAAAAAAUACUGUAAUAUGGGCCAAAACUGUGAAAAUAAUGGCAAAUAUCUGUAGAAUAAUUCUAUUUUUUCAGAUUUAAUAAUAAAACAAAAACAAAAAACAAAAACACAUUUUUCGGCUUUAAAUACAGCAAAUAUAGUGUAAUUGUAAAAUAACUAAUUGCUGUGUAUAAAAAUACAAUUCUUAAGUGGAUAUUAUUAUUUUAGCCUGUUUUUAUGAAGGUAACUUGUAAAUUAAUGACUUUUCUGUGAUUUUAUUAAGUAUGAUCUUUAUUAAACAAAAUAGUCAAAAUUAGAAAAAUAAUUUUAAAACAUGUUUGCCAUUUUUCAACUUUAAUAGACUUUUUUUUUUCAAAUAACAACAAAUAUCUCUAAAAUAACAUUUUGGGUUUUUUAAAAUACAGCAAAAAAGUGUAAUUUUAUUGACAAACUUUGUAAAAGAAUUAAUGGCCUUUUUUUGAAAUGCUGAUUUUUGUUUUUUAUGUGGAUGUUAUUUACAGUUUUGCUCAGUUUUUAUUAAGUCAAUAUGUAAAUUAAAAAUUUCAUUCUGUGAUUUUAUUACACAUUACUUUUUUAUGUAACAAAGUAGGGACAAUCUGUAAAAUUACAGUUUACAAAAUUAUUUAUUAGUUUUCAACCUUCAUGUGCACAAUUUUUCUUUCAAAUAACAGCAAAAAACAAAAAUAACAAUGUUCUUGCUGAUUUAAAUUCUACAAUGAAUUGUGUUAUUUUAUGGUCAAAUGUUGUAAAAGAAUGAAUUGACAUUUUUGAAAAUAUGUAUUUUUUUUAUGUAGAUGCCAUUUACAGUUUUGGCCUUUUUUUAAAUUUACAGUUACACUUUUUCUUCUCUGAAUUUUCUUAAGUUAUCAUUUGUAAUUCAAUGAAAUUGUAAAAUAACUGUAAAUUAUUUUUAAGAAAUUAAAAGUUAAAAACCAUAAAAUAAAUACCUUUAAAAAAUGUUUUUUUAAAAAGGGAAAAAGAAAGAAAAGAAAAAAGUAAAAGUUAAUAUUUAGUGUGUAGCGAUGACAUCCUGAGUGUUUGGCCUUUUUGUCUGAACAUUUUUCUUAAAACCUUCUGUAACCUCCACACAGGGAGUCUGCAUAUUUUUACAAUGAUGUCUUUUGCACUGUACUUACUUGUUUACUUUGACCCAUUCAGAGCAGAAAAAAUCUAUAUUUGUAUGGAUUUAAGUUGCAGAUUAUUAUAUAGCAUUUAUAAAAUCAUGUACAGAUAUAUCUAUAUAUAUAUGUAUGUGUGUGUGUGAAAUGAAUUUGAAUUUAUUGUUAUUUUGUGUUAAAGCUGAUGAAAAGUGAGAAUAAAGUUUAUUUUGCUUGAAA